Trichoderma harzianum CBS 226.95 is the source of this 420-nucleotide messenger RNA. RefSeq lists its product as hypothetical. The record is from RefSeq and is a predicted model, not a curated record. The transcript has a single exon. NCBI's taxonomy places the organism in Eukaryota, Fungi, Ascomycota, Sordariomycetes, Hypocreales, Hypocreaceae. The coding region runs from base 1 to 420 and encodes 139 amino acids.
AUGCCCGUCAACUACGUCUUCACAGAGUCCGCCCCCUCCCAGAACAACUACAUCAGAUCCGGCCGCGGCGGCGCCGGCAACAUUGUCCGCUCCUCAGCCCUCCCUCCCACAUCAUCAUCCUCCGCCUCCUCCUCAGCAUCCCGCCAGCUCCCCAACCAGCGAUUCUUCUCUGGCAUCGGCGGCGCGGGCAACGUCCACCAGGCCGACCAGCUCCAGCCCGCUCUGCUGCGCUCCCUCGAGACCCCCGGCAACCAGAACCCAUCGCGGGGCCACGUCGGCCGCGGCGGUGCGGGCAACGUCUACAACCGCAAGCCUAGCGAUGCCAGCAGCGUGUCGAGCGCGGGUAGCAGUGCGAGCUCUGUUGGCGAGAAGGCGAAGAUGUGGGCGUCUCGUGUGAGCGGCUCAUUCUCGCGGAAGUAG